AUGUACAGAAUAGAUGUUUCAGAUUUUUAUGACUUCCAAGCAUUCAGAAAUAUGUGUCCAUUUAGAGACUAUAACAAAGCAGUCGAGAAUUUGAAACGUUUAGUCAUUUAUGUUGACUCUGCCCCAGAAUGUUAUGUCAUGAAAGAAUGGGAUGUUGUCUUUAACAAACCAAGAGCAACAAUAGUGUCUGAACAAGAAUGUAGACAGAAACUUAAGAAAAUAAAAGUUGUACAAGUUGGAAGGAAGAUGUUAGAUGCUUGGGAUAUCUUAUUGUCAAAGUUAGAAGAUUUUUCAGUUCGAGGUAUAAAGUUCUAUACACCUUCUCCAAACUUCUAUUCUAUCUUCACUGGAUAUAAAUACGAACAAGUAGAAUGGACUUUCAAAGUUAAAGCUCCAGAGGAUCAUAAUAAGACAAAGUUACUUGUUGUUGUUGAGUUCGCCGCCAAUCAUACAUCCGAGUUAGGUACCGGCAAUGUUACAUAUUCUCCCACAGUCUCCACACCAGUUAUCGAUAGAGUUCAAUACAACAAUGGCACAGGAGUAACUUCAGGCACUUCAUACUCAGCCAAAAUCAUACUCAAAACAGGCUUAAAUAUUACAAAGACAUAUUAUCUCUUUGCAACAGAAAGCAACGCUUCCAACGCCUCUGUCAAUAGCGUCAAAACAUCACAAAAUGUUAGCACUGCAACAGCCGUAGCAAGCACGAACAAGACAGAAUGGACUUUCAAAGUUAACGCUCCAGAGGAUCAUAAUAAGACAAAGUUACUUGUUGUUGUUGAGUUCGCCGCCAAUCAUACAUCCGAGUUAGGUACCGGCAAUGUUACAUAUUCUCUUGGAAAGUCUCCAUAUUUAUCUGCGCCAACUGUUGUUGCUGAAAAUCAUACAGAACCAUUCAAGGCCGGUGAAUAUAUUCCAGUUAAAGUUACAUUACAACACUUUGAGGCAAAGACAGGAAGCUUCCAAUAUAGAUUCUAUGCAGAUCAGAAAUGGAUAGAUCUCCCAGACGACAAUGUAACUGAAGUAGAAACCCCAUCUGCAAUUAAGAAAUUACAUGCCGACGAAGGCAAAACAUAUCUACUCAACAUUCCAGCUCCAAAGUAUGAAGAUAUCAAAGAAGAUGGGAAAGUUAAACUUCAAAUUAGGUUAGCUGGAUCCAAAGAUCAAGCUCAAUCCAAUAUCAUUGAAACAGAGGUUUCACUUCAGAAACAACAAUACGUUGCACCAAGCCCUGAUGAUUCCAAGCCAACUCCAACACCUGAAAAUAGUGGACUUACUGGUGGACAGAAGGCUGGUAUUGUUAUUGGCGUUCUUCUUGCUGUUAUCCUUAUUAUUCUCAUCAUCUACUUCGUUUUCUGCAGGAAACCAUCUAAAGAUAAAUCAUCAUCUGAUAUCCAAGAUGAUUCCGGCUCCGGUGUUAAUGUGUAA
Messenger RNA from Trichomonas vaginalis G3, 1425 nucleotides. RefSeq names its product glycoprotein 38 family. The record is from RefSeq and is a predicted model, not a curated record. Lineage: Eukaryota; Parabasalia; Trichomonadida; Trichomonadidae. The transcript has a single exon. Bases 1 to 1425 code for a protein of 474 amino acids.